AGAGGCUGAAGUUGUCAUUUUGCUACUGAGCACCAAAGGAGAAAGAGAGCACAUAUUUCUUCGGGGGACUCUACUAUUGGUGGUUGAGAAAUGGGCGACUGGAGUUUCCUGGGGAACAUCUUGGAAGAGGUGAAUGAGCACUCCACAGUCAUUGGCCGAGUCUGGCUCACUGUGCUUUUUAUCUUCCGGAUCCUUAUCCUUGGCACAGCUGCUGAGUUUGUGUGGGGGGAUGAGCAGUCCGACUUUGUGUGCAACACCCAGCAGCCAGGCUGCGAGAACGUCUGCUACGAUGAGGCCUUCCCCAUCUCCCAUAUCCGCCUAUGGGUACUACAGAUUAUCUUCGUCUCCACACCAUCAUUGGUGUACGUGGGCCACGCCAUGCACCACGUGCGCAGGGAAGAGAAGCGCAAGGAGCGCGAGGCAGAGGAGCUGUGCCAACAGGCAGCAGGCAACUGUGGCGAGAGGGGACCACUCCCCCCUGACCAGAGCAGUAUCAGGAAGAGCAGCAGCAGCAGCAAAGGCACCAAGUUCAGGCUGGAGGGCACCUUGCUGAGGACCUACAUCUGCCACAUCAUCUUCAAGACCCUUUUUGAGGUGGGCUUCAUAGUAGGCCACUACUUCCUGUACGGGUUCCGGAUCCUGCCCCUCUAUCGCUGCAGCCGGUGGCCCUGCCCCAACGUGGUGGACUGCUUUGUGUCACGGCCCACGGAGAAAACCGUCUUCAUCCUGUUCAUGUUGUCUGUGGCCUCUGUGUCCCUCUUCCUCAAUGUUCUGGAGAUUAGCCACCUAGGCCUGAAGAGGAUCCAGUCUGCCUUUAAGAGGUCCAUAGAGCAGCCACUGGGGGAUAUUCCAGAGAAGUCCCUCCACUCCAUCACUGUCUCCUCCAUCCAGAAAGCCAAGGGCUACCAGCUCCUCGAAGAAGAGAAAAUAGUGUCCCACUAUUUUCCUUUGACUGAGGUGGGCACGGUGGAGACCAGCCCACUUUCUGCCAAGCCUUUCAGUCAGUUUGAGGAGCAGAUGGGCACAGGGCCUCUAGGGGACUUGUCUGUGGCUUACCAAGAGACACUGCCUUCCUAUGCUCAGGUGGGAGGACAGGAAGUUGAGGGGAUCGAGCAACCAGUAGAGGAAAGAGCAGAACCCAAGGUGGUUGAGAAGAGGCAGGAAGCAGAGAGAGUGAGCACAGGAGGGCAGGGGACUGCAGCAGUGUUGGAGCCAGGGGCAGUAGAGACUCCCAGAGUGAGGAAGGAGGGUGAGGAACAAGAGCUGUUGGCUGAGAAGGUGUCAAAGCAAAGCCUGCCCACUGAGAAGGCACCUUCCCUGUGCCCAGAGGUGACUGGGGAUGAUACCAGACCCCUAAGCAGACUGAGCAAAAACAGCAGCCGGGCCAGAUCAGAUGAUCUAACAGUAUGA
This is a messenger RNA of Phyllostomus hastatus (greater spear-nosed bat), 1410 nucleotides long. It is a transcript of the gene GJA8, whose product is annotated as gap junction protein alpha 8. NCBI's taxonomy places the organism in Eukaryota, Metazoa, Chordata, Mammalia, Chiroptera, Phyllostomidae. The record is from RefSeq and is a predicted model, not a curated record. Gene Ontology annotation, cellular component: connexin complex. The transcript is spliced from 2 exons. Gene Ontology annotation, biological process: cell communication. The coding region runs from base 91 to 1410 and encodes 439 amino acids.